Messenger RNA from Liolophura sinensis, 1203 nucleotides. Its product is annotated as piggyBac transposable element-derived protein 3-like. The record is from RefSeq and is a predicted model, not a curated record. Lineage: Eukaryota; Metazoa; Mollusca; Polyplacophora; Chitonida; Chitonidae. The transcript has a single exon. Bases 1 to 1203 code for a protein of 400 amino acids.
AUGGGAAGAAACAGGUUUCAGCUUCUUUUGAGAACUAUACACUUUGUUGAUAAUGAGGGUGUUCCCGAGGAUGGUAAAACAGACAAGCUGUGGAAAAUUCGACCAUUUCUCAAGAUGUUUCGGGAGCAGUGUCUUCUGGUCACUCCUGAAGAGAACCAGGCAGUUGAUGAAAUGAUGGUUCCUUUCAAGGGUCAAUACAGCCACAUCAAACAAUACAUCCGUGGCAAACCCAAUCCCUGGGAAUUCAAGAUUUGGUGUCGUUGUAGUAAAAGUGGCAUACUUCAUGAUUUUGAAGUUUAUCAAGGUAAAACUGGGACAAACCGCGACAAAAGUGCCCUUGGUGUUGCCGGUGAAGUUGUGAGCAAAUUGAGUGACACACUUCCGUCCCAUAAAAACUACAAACUCUUUGCCGACAAUCUAUUUACUUCUGUUGGGCUGCUGGAGAAACUGCAGCAGACUGGGUUUCAGUAUACGGGAACCGUCAGAGCAAACCGCCUGCAUGGAUGUAGUUUGAAAAGCGAGAAAGAACUUUCUAAACUGGGUCGUGGCACAUCCGACUAUAGGGUUGAACAGGACACUAACAUCAUAUGUGUUCGUUGGCAUGACACAAAGGCGGUGACCUUGAUGUCCACUUGUGUUGGUACGCUUCCCCUUGACACUGCUAAGCGAUGGGACAAAGCUCAGAAGGAGUACAGAGAUGUAUCUAGGCCUCUCAUUAUAAAGGAGUAUAACAGCAACAUGGGCGGAAUUGACUUGUUAGAUUCUUGCGUAGUACGCUACAAGUUUCAGUUGAAGUCACGAAGGUGGUACAUGUACCUCUUUUUGCACUUCAUUCACCUGGCAGUUGUUAAUGGGUGGUUUUUUUACCGACGUGACUGUCAAAUGCUUGGCUUAGAGAAACCACUCAUCCUCAGAAGGUUCCAAGCACAGAUUGCAACUGGAUUGAUUCAGGUUAACACCACCAAGAAGCGGGGCCGUCCACCACUGGACAGACCAGAAAGCCCAACUUUGCAGCCAAAGAGAGUUCGGAUUCCCCCAAGUCGAGAUGCGCGCAAGGACCAGUUUGCCCACUUGCCCAUCAAAAUUGACAAACGACGCCGCUGUGCCAUCUGUCAGAUUACAACCAACACUCACUGUGAAAAAUGUAACGUUUCUAUUUCCUUCACUGAAAACAGGAACUGUUUCAGGGAAUACCAUGUUUAG